Messenger RNA from Cylindrotheca closterium, 783 nucleotides. The record is from the annotation of a GenBank genome assembly. NCBI's taxonomy places the organism in Eukaryota, Bacillariophyta, Bacillariophyceae, Bacillariales, Bacillariaceae.
AUCAGAAGAUGUCGACGAAAACAGUCUCCUGUACAACAAGAUCGCUUUGUUCAAAGCAAAGUCUUCUGGAUGUUCUUUUGCUGUGACCAUUAUGCACAGUCAGGGCAUGCAUCAGUGGUUAGGGUUUAUUACCAGCUACUCCAUCUUAUAUCAGAUGCAUCAAUUUUACAACCGGCGGAUCUUGAAGGUGAUAUCUACAGCAACGCGGAAGACGAAGACAAGAGCGCGGUACAUGAUGCGACGGUCCAUCUUGCAACAGGAGAGUUGCGUCUUCUAUCUUGUAAUUAUGACGUUGUGGCGGAGAAAUCAAUUGCCAAAGGUGAUUUUUUCGAUAAGUUAGUGCUCUCUUUCUUCAUGAUAAUGAUUGAGACCUUCCACAGAGCGCUGUGCCUUUACUUCGUAGCCCGUAAGACGAAGAAAAGGAAGUACAGGAUUCAUGCAAACAAGCUACGGCGAAGGAUUGAGAAGUGGGAAAACAAGAGAAACCCUAAUGUGAAGCAUUAUGUCCCAUUUCUGGAGGCUGAACAGAUGGCGCUUAACGGUAGCUGGAAUGAAUCGUCUGAGUACUACCAAAAAGCUAUCACGCUGGCGUCCGAGGACGGCCACCUUCUUCAUGCGGCUUUAGCAAAUGAACGAUAUGCCGAACUCCUAUCGGAUUUUCUGAAACAGCAACAGGAGGCAAGCUACCGAUUAAACGAAUCCAUUCGUCUUUACAAAGAAUGGGGAGCUGUUGGAAAAGUGCUCAAUUUGCAAGCCAGGCGUGACGACCUUGGAUUGGCAUAA